Messenger RNA from Notothenia coriiceps (black rockcod), 2587 nucleotides. RefSeq names its product WD repeat domain 46 (gene wdr46). The coding region runs from base 77 to 1555 and encodes 492 amino acids. Gene Ontology annotation, biological process: maturation of SSU-rRNA from tricistronic rRNA transcript (SSU-rRNA, 5.8S rRNA, LSU-rRNA). NCBI's taxonomy places the organism in Eukaryota, Metazoa, Chordata, Actinopteri, Perciformes, Nototheniidae. Gene Ontology annotation, molecular function: protein binding. The transcript has 12 exons. The record is from RefSeq and is a predicted model, not a curated record. Gene Ontology annotation, cellular component: nucleolus; small-subunit processome; 90S preribosome.
AUACUAAACAAUGUUUAGCAGGACGUGACGUAAUCAGAAGUGAGGUCACAGGAACUGAAAAACAUAUACAACAAAGAUGGCGGCCACCAGUGAGGCAGUGGUGAAUCCAGCACACGUGGACAAAACGAAGAAGCCCCCUGCUCGAUACUGGGAUGAGCCGCAGGAGGGAAAGGAUGAAAACAAAGUUGGAAAAGAUGGAGAACAGACUGGAGAGACUCUGCCACAGAAACACGUCGAGAAAGCAAAGAAAAGAAAGAACGAUGAGGAUCGAGGAGAUGCAAAGAAGUUCAUCUCAGGGAAACCUGACCCUUUCCCUGGGCCUGCACACAUUUCUAAAGACAGGAUGCAGAAGUUCAAGAGGAGAGAUAAAACUAAGAAGAUUCCCCGGCAGCAUUACAAGCUGAAAGACAUGAUGGCUCGCUCUGAUGAAGUUUCGGAAAUGGCCCAGAAGCAAGCUGCUCGGAUUGACCUCCUACUCCCAGAGGAUGCUGGGUUUCUAGAAGGAGAUGAAGAUGAGGACACGUGCACAAUCUCUCAGGAAGAUAUUUCAGAUGCUGUUGAUAUAACCUCUGCGUCAAAGUAUUUUGAUCUGAAACUGUCUCAGUUUGGACCAUAUCGACUGGAUUACAGCAGGACUGGACGACAUCUGCUGCUCGGUGGAAGGAGAGGCCAUAUUGCUUGUAUAGACUGGCAGACCAAACGGCUAAUGUGUGAGAUAAACGUGAUGGAGUCCAUCAAUGAUGUAAAGUGGCUCCACAGUGAGGCCAUGUAUGCGGUGGCUCAGAAGAAGUGGCUCUAUAUCUACGACUCCAAUGGCAUCGAGCUCCACUGCAUCCGCAAAUUUAACGACGUCCUUCGAAUGCAGUUCCUCCCAUACCACUUUUUGCUAGCAACAGUGAGUGCCACAAGCUUCCUGCAGUACCUGGAUGUGUCUGUUGGAAAGGAAGUGGCAGCCAUCAACACCAAGACUGGCCGGCUGGACGUGAUGUGCCAGAACCCUCAAAAUGCCAUCGUCCACCUCGGCCACUCCAACGGCACAGUCACCCUGUGGUCGCCCAAUCAGAAAGAAGCUCUCGUCAAGAUGCUCUGUCACCAGGGGGCCGUGCGCUCUGUGGCUGUAGACAAGACGGGUGCGGGAGAGCCCAACUUCGACGGUCUGGAUUCAAAUCCAUAUCGCAGUGCUAAGCAGAGGCAGGAAUGGGAGGUUAAGGCCCUGCUGGAGAAGAUCCACCCAGAGCUCAUCACCCUCGACCCCACUGAGCUGGGACAGGUUGACCAAGCCACAUUCCAGCAGAAGCACCAAGACAGGGUCCAAGCUCUGGGCUUUGAUCCACUUGCCAAAGAAAAGUUUGUUCCCAGGUAUAAGAAGAAGGGUCGUAGUUCUGCCGGCAGUAUUGAAAGGCGCAAGAGACAAGUGGCUAAUGAGGACCUGAGGGAGACAGUACAGCAAUCUUCAGAGGACAAAAUGAAGAUUGAAAAAGAGAGAAAGGAGAGGGAGAAGAAGGAGGUGUUGUUAUCGAGCAAGAAAUCUGCUCUGGACAGAUUCAAAAAAUAAAAAAGGCGGAUCCUUUGUGCAACCCAAAACCCAGUGACAUUCUGUGGGCGUGACCUUUGAACUUUACAUAAAGGACAAAUUGUAUUGUACACAUUACUCCACCGUGGGAACAGAUCACGAGCUGUAGAAAUUCUGGAGGCAGUCAGCUUAAUAAAAACAAAUUCUGUUGAAUGGCACAUCAUCAGUAAUCAAUGUUGAGCACAGUGAAAGGGUAGUUCUAUUUAGUGUCUUUAGCCUGAAGCACUUCCUGUCUACAUGGCUGGAUAAUGUGAGUUGCCAUGACUAGCAUGGGUGUCAGCAAGAAUUUGUGUCAAGUUGUAUACUUCUCCUGAUUAACACAUUUUUCACAAAUGUUUGACCUUCAUUGCUUUGAAGGCUGAACUGUAUGAGCGUUUGUCAAAUGUUUUAUAUAAAUAUGUUCUAAAAAAUAAACAACAUGAUGCCAAGCCUCUAAAUUCAGUGUCGCUGGAGAUUAUGUCUGACUUUAAAAUGUGCCAUUCUGCUUAAAAUGUUUUCAGAAUGCAUUCUUCUUUAUUCAUAUUGAGUCCCUCCCAAAUUCUUCUGCAGCUGUAUUUAGGCAAAGUCUGACCUACAGUCACUAUUGGCAGCAAAAGCAACAUACAAAAGAAAUCUUGGGAAAGGACAAGAAUGCAUGAAAUUUCAUUUAAGGUUGUUGGAGUACACAUGUGGACCUUGGGUAUACAGUAAUUGCUCAAGCAAAGUAUUGUCACAACCAAACCUUCUCUGUUAAACAAUCAGUAGUGAAUUAAAAUGAUAUCUGAGUAGGCUAGAUUUUUAGAGUUUUUCAUUCUCUGAACAAGGAGAAUUUCUCAGUAACUUGCUCUGAAUUACUUGUAAUGUGGUCGUUAAAAGUGACUAACAAUCCCUGUUCCUCUGUGUGACAUCAUUGUUCCCCCUAAUAGUCAGUGAGAAGUUGAUGACAACUGAUGUCUAUCGUGUUGGAUUUACAGCAGGGGUGUCAGAACUCAAUUUGUUUACAUUUUGUAUCAAAGCUGAAGUCUGAAGUGAAAA